AUGUUACCCGCUGUUGAGAUCCAAGCUGAUCCUAGGGAGUUGUUGGUUUCUAUUGCCAGAUCAUGUCCAAGAUCUGUUUGCACAACUCCCUCCCUGGAUGCUACUGGCCGUGGGGAACUGUGGAUGGACUGGGACAACACUUGUAAGUUUUCCUAGCAUGGCUGGAGGUGCACCACCAAUGAAAAUGAUGACUCAGUUAAAACCAUUAAGGGGAACUGGAAUGAAGAGCAAUACAAUAUCCAGAGAAUUGUGCAGCCUAACCCAGUUCCCUCCCAGGAUUUGAAUGAGAACCUCACUGGUUUCCGGGCCACUACCCUGAGCUGGAUCCUCCUCCGUUCAACCCAACUGCUCAGUCCUGCUGUGCAAUAG
Gavia stellata (red-throated loon) is the source of this 369-nucleotide messenger RNA. RefSeq names its product cilia and flagella associated protein 68 (gene CFAP68). The transcript is spliced from 2 exons. Gene Ontology annotation, cellular component: nucleus. The record is from RefSeq and is a predicted model, not a curated record. NCBI's taxonomy places the organism in Eukaryota, Metazoa, Chordata, Aves, Gaviiformes, Gaviidae.